CAAUGAAAUCGACAUGAAAGAUGAUGAGCGCCUGAACUUGCUGCAAGAUGGAACGCUAAUGAUCCAAGACACCAGAGAAUCAGACAAGGGCGUCUACCAGUGCAUGGCCAAGAACGUCGCUGGAGAAGUCAAGACUCAAGAAGUUGUCCUGCGUUACUUCGGCAACCCAACCAAGCCCAGCUUUGUCAUCCAGCCCCAGAACACGGAAGUGUUGGUCGGGCAAAGCGUCACCUUGGAAUGCGGGGUGUCGGGACACCCCCAGCCGCGCAUCGUCUGGAGGCUGAGCUCAGGGUCCCCGCUGCCACAAGACUCCCGCUUCACCAUCACCAGCUCCGGGGGUCUCUACAUCCAGAACGUCACCUUCUCAGACCAGGGGCAAUACAGCUGCAACGCCAGUAACAGCGAGGGGUCCAUCCAGGCGACGGCGAAUGUCAUUGUACAAGAUACUCCAAAAUUUUCAGUGGUCCCCACUGACCAGACUGUGACCGAGGGCCAAAGCGUGGACUUCUCUUGCUCUGCUGAGGGUCAUCCUUCGCCUGUUAUCACCUGGACACGAGCAGGUGGGCCUUUGCCAAGCGACCGGAGACACAGCAUCCUCUCCACCGGCACCCUGAGGGUGAUCAGAGUUGCUCUUCACGACCAAGGCCAGUAUGAAUGCCACGCCAUCAGUGCUAUCGGCGUCCGGAGCUUUCCAGCGCAACUCUGGGUGACUCCACGAGUGAUUCCAGUGUUCCUUCAUCCACCCCAAGAUAGGGUGGCAGAGACCGGGCAAGACAUAGACAUUACCUGUGCUGCCCAAGGGGAGCCACAGCCCACCAUAACGUGGGCCAAGGAAGGAAUCCAGAUCACAGAGAGCGGGAAAUUCCAGAUCAGCCGUGAAGGGACCCUCUCCGUACGAGAUCUGGGGAAGGCCGACCAAGGGAGAUACGAAUGCAUAGCCAGAAAUACCUUUGGGUUCACCUCCAGCACAAUGCAGCUGACCAUCACUGCAACCAAUGUUGUCCGGAGCGGAGACACCUUCGUUGCCACCUCAAUCCGGGAAGCCAUCAGCAGUGUGGACCAUGCGAUCAAUUCUACCCGAACCGAGCUGUUUAGCAAGAGGCCCAAAACUCCUAACGAGCUGCUCGCCCUUUUCCGUUAUCCACGGGACCCGUACACCAUCGAGACCGCCCGGGCCGGUGAGAUCUUUGAAAGAACCCUACAGCUGAUUCAAGAACACGUGCAGCAGGGAUUGGUCGUGGACAUGAACGGAACAGGCUACCGCUACAAUGAUUUGGUCUCGCCUCGCUAUCUGAACAUGAUUGCCAACCUUUCUGGCUGUUCUGCCCACCGGCGCACCCCCAACUGCUCAGAUAUCUGCUUCCACAAGAAGUACAGGACCCACGACGGCUCAUGUAACAACCUCCAGCACCCCAUGUGGGGAUCGUCCCUCACUGCAUUCCAGAGGCUGCUCAAGCCGGCUUACCAAAACGGUUUCAACCUCCCUCGAGGCUUCUCCAUGGUGGAAGAGGCCCGGGAUCUCCCUCUUCCCCUCCCUCGUUUGGUUUCCACCGCCAUGAUUGGCACAGAGACCAUAACCCCGGACGACCAGUUCACGCACAUGCUGAUGCAGUGGGGCCAGUUCCUUGACCACGACCUGGACCAGACGGUGGCCGCUAUCAGCAUGGCGCGUUUCUCGGACGGGGAACUCUGCAGCCAGGUGUGCACCAAUGACCCUCCUUGCUUCUCCAUCAUGAUCCCAGAAAAUGACCCCCGGGUGAGGAAUGGCCGUUGCAUGUUCUUUGUUCGCUCCAGCCCCGUUUGUGGCAGCGGGAUGACUUCUCUGCUGAUGAACUCUGUCUAUGCCCGGGAGCAGAUUAACCACCUCACCUCUUUCAUUGAUGCUUCCAACGUCUAUGGCAGCACCGAACACGAGUCCCUGGAACUAAGAGACCUCGGCAACCAGAGAGGCUUGCUGAAACAAGGCCAAGUGGUCCCCAGCUUUGGGAAACCCCUUCUCCCAUUUGCGAUUGGGCCUCCCACGGAGUGCAUGAGGGACGAGAGCGAGAGCCCCGUCCCGUGUUUCUUGGCAGGGGACCACCGAGCCAACGAACAGCUGGGCCUGACCUCCAUGCACACCCUGUGGUUCCGUGAGCACAACCGUGUGGCCACCAAACUUCUGGCCUUGAAUCCCCACUGGGACGGGGACACCAUCUACCACGAAGCUCGCAAGAUCGUGGGCGCUCAGAUGCAGCACAUCACCUACUCCCACUGGCUCCCCAAGAUCCUUGGGGAAGCUGGGAUGAAGCUCUUGGGAGAGUAUAAAGGCUACGACCCCAACAUCAAUGCCGGAAUCCUGAAUGCGUUUGCGACAGCCGCCUUCCGCUUCGGCCAUACCCUUAUCAACCCCCUUCUCUACCGGUUCAACGAGACUUUCCAACCCAUUCCACAAGGCCACGUCCCACUUCAUAAGGCCUUUUUCUCCCCUUUCAGGAUUAUCCAGGAGGGGGGCAUUGAUCCUCUUCUCCGUGGACUCUUUGGGGUCCCCGGGAAAAUGCGGGUCCCCACUGAACUCUUGAACAUGGAGCUGACGGAGAAGCUCUUCUCUAUGGCUCACUCUGUCUCUCUUGACCUGGCGGCCACCAAUAUCCAAAGGGGACGAGAUCAUGGCAUCCCUCCGUACAACGAUUUCCGGGUCUUCUGCAACCUCACCCCUGCUCAGGAAUUUGAUGACCUCAAGAAUGAAAUUAAAAACCUGGAGAUCCGGGAAAAGCUCAGGAGUUUAUAUGGGAUUACUAAGAAUAUUGACCUGUUUCCUGCCCUGAUGGUGGAGGAUCUCGUCCCUGGCACCAGGGUCGGACCCACGCUGAUGUGCUUAUUUGCGACGCAGUUUGCAAGACUCCGCAAUGGAGACAGGUUCUGGUACGAGAAUCCGGGUGUGUUCACCCCAGCCCAGCUCACGCAGAUAAGGCAGACCUCACUCGCCCGCGUCAUCUGUGACAACAGUGACCACAUCAGGCAGCUGCAGAAGGACGUGUUCCGGGUGGCGUCGUACCCUCAGGGCAUGGUCGGCUGCGAUGAAAUCCCGGAAAUGGAUCUACGCAUGUGGCAGGACUGCUGUGAAGACUGUCGGACGAGGGGCCAGUUCAGGGCUCUUUCGCAGCAGUUCCGAAACAAGAGAGCUUCCGGCUUCAGCUAUCCAGAAGAAAACCCUUCCAGCGCCAAGCCUCGAGAUCCAAGAACGGAGGGACCUUCUCUGAAACACUCGCAAGAAGAGGACCUGGAACCUUUAGUCAACGAACUUGAGAAAACAGUCUCCGCUCUCCGAAAACAGGUCAGUUCCUUGGAGGGUCAACUGAGGCUGCAUGAAAGAAGCUUGGGCAAGUAUGGCCGGCAGCAGAAGACGGAAGCCAAGCAGAGGACAAGAUGACCCGCCCUUCUUGGUGCUAAUGUCAUUCCAAGGGAUGGUCAACUCGCCGUUCGGUCGGGAAAGCCUGUUUCCCUCCAAGAGAGACCCCCUGCUACAGCGUCACUGCCCGGCCCCCACUGAAUCAUGGGUGUGCCCCCAGGUCACCUGUGCUUCUCAGAACCCCUCCCCUGCUACACUGAUAGACCCCAAACUUCUCCCGUUCCUGCACUCUGGAGUCCAAUCCCUCUCGUCCCGUGUCUCAGAAGGAACUUCUACGCUGUCUUGCUUGGGGAACGACGGCAGCGGUCUUCCGGAUCCGUCCCCAGAAGGACGCUUCCCACACACCCCAUCUUGACGUGGACCCCCCGUUUUGGAAUAAAUAAUAAGUGACUACUUCGCUUUCUACCUGACGUUCCAGACUGGUCGGCCUUUCAAAGACAGGCUCUGAAACGUGGUAUCUCCAGACGCCGCCGAGGAAACAUUCGGGCAGAGACGGAGUUCGCUGCGUUCUGCGAAAAUUUCGAACAUUCGAGAAGCCGAAAUGAGAAAAUCGUCAACUGGGUUGUAAAAAGAAGCAGGUGAAGGCCUACAAUUGAGGAAAGGGACAAGAAGGGACCCGUCUGUAGGAAAUUGCUUCUGCCGUUCCUGGUGUGCAGUGACCUACGUUUGGAAAAAAAAACCACCCGGAAAUAAGGUUGAUUGAAUUUCCCCGGAGGCUGCCGCCUUUAUCAGUCAUUUGGAGACUCUUGGCAACACCUGGAAUAAACACCUGCCCGGAACGUAUCGUCCUUUGCUGUCGAAUGCUAAUGAUGACGGACAUGCUUUUCCUUGGGCUGUGUCCCUUCAGUUUCCUCGGCUCCUUCCACGAGAGAAAUCUCUAGCCGCCUCGACGGCACGAGGUUUUUAAUAACACGGUGCACGGAAAGCACAGAGGCCUCUGCGAAAUGGCGGAAGGAAAUUGCUUCUAAGUAUCUGUUCUCAGACCAGAUUUCCUGGGUAUAAGCUGUGCUCCUGUGGUGUGGUGGUUAGGAGUGGUGGGCUGUGAUCUGGAGAACCAAGUUUGGUUCCUCACUCCUCCACACGAGCGGCAGACGUUUAUCUGGCAAACCACAUUUGUUUCUCCAUUCCUACACAUGAAGCCUGCAGGGUGACCUUGGGUUAGUCCCGGUUUUCCGAGAACCCAGUCAGCCCCACCUACCUCGCAAGGUGUCUGUUGUGGGGAGAGGAAGGGAAGGAGUUUGUAAGCCGCUUUGAGACUCCUUACAGGAGAGAAAAGUGGGGUAUAAAUCCAAACUCUUCCUCUUUUGAGAGUUGGUGCUUAUGCCCAGGAAAUCUUGUUCGUCUUAAAGAUGCUAUUGGACUCAAAUCUUGCUCUCCCGUGGGAGACCAAUGUAGCUACCCAAGAUGGCUACCCAACUGCUCUUGGAUGUGCAUUAAAUCCACAUUCCAGUCUGGCAGCCAUCUAUGCCAGAGGUGUCUAACCUAUGACCCUCCAGAUGUUUAUGGAAUACGAUUCCCAUAAGCUCUGCCAAUUGGCCAUCCUGGCAAGGGCUGAUGGGAAUCUUAGCCCAUGGACAUCUGGAGGGCUUUAGGUUGGAGACCCCUGAUCUACGCUGUGCCCGUCCCGUUUCAACCUACAGACAAGAAAUGGAAAACUCAAUCCACACAGAGUAGGAAAUAAACUUUUCUUUGUUGCAUCAAUCUUGUGUUGACUGGAUCAUGCGGCGUCCUUUCCGCAUCAGGGCCAAUGAACAUGCCGGGGUUGAAGGUGGAAACGAAUCCCAGGUUGGGCUAGCGGACUUUGCCCGGAUCACUGCCUCCCUGGAAUGCGAAGUCCGGGAUUCGCGCAUCCCCCCCACCAACCCGGGUUUUACAAGAAUCGUGAUUUGUGCGAUUCUUUGGUUUUAACGCGCCUCACAGCCACAGCCGAAUGAACGGCCUCGGGUGGGAGGUGCAUUAUGUGUCUGCGCUUUUGGGGUUUUUUUUUUACUUCCGGCUGACAUCUGUGGAGCCACGCUGACAACUCUGGCAUCAGCAAGGCUCUGGGGGUGCAUGGGUGCCUCCAUGCAGAGCUGCGCAUCGGUGGGCGGUAGGACAAAAAAACCCCACACACCUCCGUGCGAAGGCACUGUGGUGACCCGUGUUAGCUCCAGGGCCGCCCACAUGGAGGUGUGUGAAUGGCCCGGGUUGCGCCAGGCUCAUGUACCCCGGCUGCCCCCACUUAGUUUUGGCCGUGCAGAAAGGGCGUAUGACCCACUGGUCCUGCUAGCAUUCAAACAACUGAUGCACAAACAAGGGAAGUGUUUGUAUCAGUGCACCCCACAGCUGUCCCUGUGGAGUGGAACUGCCACGGCUUGCCUCAAGGAACCCUGGGAAAUGUAGUUCUGUGAAGGCGCUGAAAUAAUUUGCGGCACCUUCCAGAACGAUGCUUUCUGAGGUCAUUUGGAAAAAGCCCUGCUCAUUAAACUGGUCUCAUGCCUGUAAUGCAGAUGUCGUUCAAAGAGUAUGAUGGGGUGGCCAACCUAUGGUGCUCCCAGAUGUUCGUGGACUACAAUUCCCGUCCAUUGGCCAUGCUGGCAGGGGCUGGUGGGAACAUCCAUGAACAUCUGGAGCAUCAUAGGUUGGCCGCCCCUGGAGUAGGACACGCAUUACACUAGUGAGCUCCAGGAUCAUCCCGUACACUUGUCCUGAAGUGCCAACCAAUGCAAUGUAUCCGUCAUUUGUGUUUAUUGCACCAACUCCGAAGCUGAGAUUAGAAAGACACACGAAUGCAAUUCUUGAAUUUGAUUUAUGGUGCUGUUUUGCUAUUUUGAGGUGCUUAUUUUGUAAAAUAAACAAUGGUGCUACAAUA
Messenger RNA from Sphaerodactylus townsendi, 6239 nucleotides. Its product is annotated as peroxidasin homolog. NCBI's taxonomy places the organism in Eukaryota, Metazoa, Chordata, Lepidosauria, Squamata, Sphaerodactylidae. The coding region runs from base 14 to 3409 and encodes 1131 amino acids. The transcript has 15 exons. The record is from RefSeq and is a predicted model, not a curated record. Gene Ontology annotation, molecular function: peroxidase activity; heme binding. Gene Ontology annotation, biological process: response to oxidative stress.